AUGACUUCCCAUUCGAUUGCCAUAAUCGGCGGGCUUAACAUGGACAUGAUAUACUCUGUCGACCGCAUUCCAGAUGUGGGUGAAUCAAAAGAUGCAAUUUCACUUGUUCAAUGCCCUGGCGGCAAAGGCGCGAACACAGCCGUGGCUGCCUACAGAGCAAGUCAUACCAACCCAUCUCAGAAGGGAAGAGCUGGCCGACAGGGCGGCAGCAGCACUAGUACUAGCGAUAACAUCCGAGUGUUCAUGAACGGCGCAGUUGGGCGUGAUGCAUUUGGAGCACAGCUUAAGCAGCAACUAGAAAACAACGGCGUCAGCACGGCCGCCGUGCGAGUUCUAGACGGCCAAGUCAGUGGAACAUGCUGCGUUUUCGUUGAGAAGAGAACUGGUGAAAGCAGGAAUAUAGCAUAUCAGGGGGCAAAUCUCCAAUGGACACCACUUGAAGCAAGUUCGGUAUCCUGCUUUGUAGGGGGUGGAAGCGGGGUACCAGAUCUCAUUGUUCUCCAUCUUGGAAUUCCGGCAGACGUUGUGCAAGGUGUGCUGAACACGGCCGCAAAGACAGGAGUGGACACCCUCCUCAACCCCUCUCCCGCUGUUCCUCUGAAUAGCAGUACCUAUAAACACCUCACACAUUUGGUACUCAAUGAGUCAGAGGCAGCCAUGUUAUCUGGAGAAAGUCUUGAGAAAUUUCAAGGCCCCACUGCAUGGCAGAAAGCGGGAUUGUAUUUCAUACGACUUGGUGUCAAGAAUGUGGUUAUCACACUCGGCGCAAAAGGAGCUUUCUAUGCGACACACGAAGGUGAGAUUGGAUACGUGGAGGCAGAGAAAAACAUUACGGUUGUCGAUGCGACAGGAGCAGGCGAUACUUUCGUGGGAGCGUAUGCGGUAGGGUAUGUAACGAGCAAGGUUAAGGGCCAAGGAAAGUGGAACAUCGCGAAAGCAGUCAAACGAGCAUGUAAAGCAUCUGCCAUGACCAUCCAACACUUCGGAGCUCAGGAAUCGAUUCCUUGGUCAGACGAGAUUGACAAAUGA
Molecule: messenger RNA, 1029 nt
Organism: Orbilia oligospora ATCC 24927
Lineage: Eukaryota; Fungi; Ascomycota; Orbiliomycetes; Orbiliales; Orbiliaceae
Exons: 2
Coding region: 1-1029 (342 amino acids)
Biological process (GO): D-ribose metabolic process
Molecular function (GO): ribokinase activity
Source: RefSeq, a predicted model, not a curated record